CGUGGUCAGAAUUGGCGGACCGUUGAUUGGUAAAUGUAGACGGAAGCGAUUCAAGAUCGAGGGAUUUCCGGUCGGGCGUGAGUGAGAUGAAGAGGAUGGUGUCUUCCGUCAGUUGAGCUGCAGAGAGAGCCGGGAAUCUGAGCGCGCCGACCGGGAAACUCGAGGUCUGAGAGUGAGAACUAACAUUUGGAUUGGUUCAGGAUGAGUCUCCUGCUACCCAAGCUUUCAUCUAAAAAAGAAGUAGACCAGGCAAUAAAAAGUACUGCAGAAAAGGUUUUGGUCCUCAGAUUUGGAAGAGAUGAGGAUCCUGUCUGUUUGCAGAUAGAUGACAUCCUUUCUAAGACUUAUCAUGACUUAAGUAAAAUGGCUAUGAUAUAUCUGGUGGAUGUGGACGAAACACCAAUUUACACCCAGUAUUUUGACAUCAGUUAUAUUCCAUCUACUGUCUUUUUCUUCAAUGGGCAGCAUAUGAAAGUGGAUUAUGGGUCUCCAGAUCACACUAAGUUUGUGGGAAGUUUCAAAACUAAACAGGACUUCAUAGACUUGGUUGAAGUAAUCUAUCGGGGAGCAAUGCGAGGAAAACUUAUCGUCCAAAGUCCAAUCGAUCCCAAGAACGUUCCUAAAUAUGACCUUCUUUAUCAAGGCAUUUGAAACAUCGACUUGAACCAUAGUUGAAGAGAGAACCGCAGUUGAAACAACACACGUGACCAGAUAUGCUGCUGUUGUGUGACCCUGUUUUCCUGAAGAGAUCACACACCAGAGAGGGGAGGAGGGUAGAAAAGGUUUUAAUUUUAUAUCAAAUUCUAAAAUGGUGUCAGACCCCUGAUUAAGAAAUCAUAUUGAAAUUGUUGAUUCGGGGGAUGGGGGAGGUGGCUCAUCGCUGAUAGGCAAGUUUUGUUCUAGAGCCUUUGAAGUGUUGUAAUAGCUUGAAAUCUAUAUAAAUUUCUGCAACAGUGCCCUUGUGUAGAGCAUAAAGUAACACUCACUAUUUGCACUGCUCUGUAUGAGGUGGUUCUUAUGGUAGCUGGAGGCUCAGACUCUCACCAUUCUGCGCCUCAUCUGAUUGAACCUUUCAUGGGAUGAGUCUCUCCUAGCAGCCCAAGGCUCAAAAGAAGGAGAAGCCAAACUGGAUUAGUAACAGCGGUGGGGAAUCACCUGAUUGGCUUCUGGACUUCUGGAAUCUCCGAUUCUUCCAGAGCCUCAGUGUUGCACCCUCUUUCCUCAAGAAACACUGUACCCCCAUUUCUACAAGGAUCAUUACUGCAGUCACAUCUCUUCGUGAGCAUUUGUGGGAGUACAUCUUUGGAGUCCUAAUUUCCACAAAUAGUUCUUCCUUAAUUAAAGGCCUAAUUAGGAGAAUAAGGACCAGAUCUGUGAUUUCAUUAACAAAUGAAACUCUAAGAUGAGGAAAUUCCUUCUCCCAAUGCAGGUAGCACUUUCUCUGCAACUCAUACUCCUCAAAUGUUGCCUGGAGGACCAAAAAUUUAAGUGACUCACCCAGGGCCACACAGUCAGUGUAUAUAGAGUCAAGAUUCAAAUUCAGGUCUUCCGGGCUCCAAGGAUACUUCUAUUAUGCCACCCUGUCUAAACAGAGUAAAUAGUAGCUCUCUAUAGUAUUAUUUUCCUUCUGAAGACUGAAUGGAUGAGAGCCAAUAAAAUAAUUAUUUUCUGCUGGCUUUAUUGUUCCACAAGCUUUUGAAAUUAUUAAACAACUGAUAUGUGAAGAUAUCAGAUAUACAUAUAUGUCUAUAUAUGCACACAUAUGUACACAUAUGUAUGAAGGGAAUUUAAUAGGGAAACAAAAUAGGCUUUUGUGGAGACAAUAUUAUCUUAUGGUAGGAAAUUGUACUUGAAAAAGGAGAGUAUAAUUUGAAGGGGGCAGUAGGAUUAAACAGGUGGUGGUGUUGGGCUAUCUGUGACCUAAACACUGAGAGAGACAGAAAAAGAAGAACUUUGUCAUUGAAAGAGUUCUGGGAUUUUCUUCUCUUCUUCCAGCCUAUUUGAGCUGUAAGUGAACUUAGGUCUGUAUCAAACUGCUUCAUUUUCUAGGUUAUUGUCAUAGCUGUCUUCCCCUAGACUAACUACCAAACUCAUAGAAGCAGCUGUCUGCAUUCAUUGACUAUACUUCCUCACAUUCUACUCACUUCUCAGCCCUAUGAAAUGGAGCUUCCUAAUCCAUCAUUUGAUUGAAACUGCACCCUCAGGCUUAUCAGUGGGUCAACAAACAUUUUUAUUAAGCAUUCACUACAUGCUGGUGAUCUCUUUAACUGCUAAGUCUGAUAGCUUUUCUCAGUCCUCACCCUGCUUGACUGCAGCAUUUGAUAUUUGUUACUACCCACAUCUUUUUGUAUUGCUUCUAUUCCUUGGGGUUUUGUGACAUCGCUAUCUUCCUGAUUCUCCUCCCACUUGUCUGAUAAGUUGUUUGCUAGAACAUCACCCUGUCCCAUCACUUUACAUGGCUGUGCCACAGGGCUCUGUCCUAGGUCCUCUUGUCUUUCUUUAUACCUUCUCUCGGUGAUCUUAUCUGUUCCCUUUGCUUCAGUUAUUAUCUCUAUGCAGAUAACUCCGAAAUCUACAUAUCUUGCUUUUAUAUUUCUCCUGAGUUCCGAUCCCACAUCACUAGCUUCUCCCUAGACAUUUCCACCUCAACGUGUCCAGAAUGGAACUCCGUGUCUUCUUCACCAAAGCCCACCCUUGUCCUCAUUUCCCUGUAUCUUCAAGAAUACCACCAUACUUCUGGUUACCCGGAUACCCAAUAGGAAGUCAUCUUUACCUAUUCCCCCUCUGGCAAUAAUGCCUCUCUCCUAAUCCCAAUCCAAUCAAUUGCUAAAUCCGGUUGAUUCUAACUCCAGAACAUUUCUCUAAGCUGUCACCUUGGCUCCAUUCAGACAUUGCCAGGGAAGGUUCUCAUCACCUCUGACGUGGACUGUUGUGAUAGCCUCCUAUGGGUCUCCUCUCAAGUCUUUACUUUUUCAAACCUAGCCUCCCUAAAGCAUAGAGGUUGCUGCUGAAGAUGCUUUGGCAGCUCCCUAUUGUUUGUAGCAUGAGAAACAAACUCGUAUUUGGCAUUUAAAACCCUGGCUCCUACCUUUCUUUCCAGACCAUUUUCAUAUGGCUUGCCCUUUCUUUCUGUUCCAGACAAACUGGCCUGUUCACUGUCCUCUGUGUGCCUCUGAACAAGCUGUUCGCCAUGCCUGGAAUGCUCUACCAUUCAAGAUCUCCCAUAUGAUUUCUUUCCUGAUUCCUCCGAUUAUUAAGUGAUCUGUGUACAUGUUGUUUUCCCCCAAGUAGAAUAUAAGGUCCUUCAUAUUUCCAGGGCCUGCCACAGAGUGGGCACUUAAUAAAUGCUUGUUUAAUUGAGUUA
Vombatus ursinus (common wombat) is the source of this 3364-nucleotide messenger RNA. RefSeq names its product thioredoxin like 4B (gene TXNL4B). The record is from RefSeq and is a predicted model, not a curated record. Gene Ontology annotation, biological process: mRNA splicing, via spliceosome. Gene Ontology annotation, cellular component: spliceosomal complex; U4/U6 x U5 tri-snRNP complex; U5 snRNP. NCBI's taxonomy places the organism in Eukaryota, Metazoa, Chordata, Mammalia, Diprotodontia, Vombatidae. Bases 202 to 651 code for a protein of 149 amino acids. The transcript is spliced from 4 exons.